UUUUGAUGUACAUACAACAAAAAGAUAGCAUUUGGUAAGCUAUAUAUACACAAAAAUAAAGAAUGUGUUUGUUUAAAUCCGUUAUUAUCAUGGAACGUUCCUUCUAUUUAAUUGCUUUAGGUUUUCUUUACGCUGCAACUUUAGCAGCAACCGAUGUAGAAAAAGAUGUAACCUUCCGACUUUUUACCACCAAAAACAAAUAUGAUUACAUAAAUGUUGGGUUUGAAGUUCAAAAUCUAACAGCCGCUGGAUUUGACUUCAGUAAAGACACGAAAAUAAUAACCCACGGAUUCUUAAAUAACGGAAGUGGGAUGUCUUGUAUCGCUUUGAGAGAUGCUUUCCUUAAAACACAAGAUGUAAACGUCAUUAUUGUUGACUACGAGAAAAUCUCUACGGAUAUACUUUCAAUGCCUGCAAAAAAAGUUGAAAUGGUUGGAGAACAUUUAGCGAAAUUUCUAGAUGUUUUAAUAUUAAACGGAUAUGAUCGUUUGAAACUUCAUCUUUUGGGUCACAGUUUAGGUGGUCACGUUGUUGGAUAUGCUGCCGCAAAUGCUCACAAUGGAAAAGUAGGCAGAGUUUCUGGUUUAGACCCCGCACUUAUGGUAGGCAUUGACGACCCUCUCACUCCAAAUGCAGCUGAAUACGUCGAUGUCAUCCACACUUGUAGUGGAUCAUAUGGCACUACAACAUCAAUCGGAACUGUCGAUUUUUGGCCGAAUGGGGGUAAAUCCGUCCAACCAAGCUGUGGAAUCUUAGGGGGAGUCACUUGCAGUCAUUACGAAGCAGUUCGAUUUAUGUCUAGAACUAUAAACGAUCCGAAACGUUAUGCCGCUCGAGCUUGUUCAUCUCAAAAAGAUUUCGAAAAUGGAAAAUGUGAUAGUAAUGCAAUUGCUUAUAUGGGAAUUGCUGCUGCUGCUCCAGCUGCAGGAGACUAUUAUAUUACUACUGAAGACGAAGGCGACUUUAUAAACUGAUGACUCAAUCUGUUUACUUUUAUGUAAUUCUAAAAUAAAGUGUAUGUUU
Messenger RNA from Onthophagus taurus, 1023 nucleotides. Its product is annotated as inactive pancreatic lipase-related protein 1-like. Gene Ontology annotation, biological process: lipid catabolic process. Gene Ontology annotation, molecular function: lipase activity. NCBI's taxonomy places the organism in Eukaryota, Metazoa, Arthropoda, Insecta, Coleoptera, Scarabaeidae. The record is from RefSeq and is a predicted model, not a curated record.